Messenger RNA from Pelagomonas calceolata, 1647 nucleotides. The record is from the annotation of a GenBank genome assembly. Lineage: Eukaryota; Pelagophyceae; Pelagomonadales; Pelagomonadaceae.
CCUCAGGCGCGGCGCCCGCGGCCACACUGGUGGCGCUGAGCGCUUGAAGCGACCUCUGAUAGACCGCUCGUACCAGCGCUUAAAGGGUAGCGACCGAUUCGUGCGGCAGUGGUUGCUCCCGGCACAAUGCCGGCACCGGCACGCCACCACCGAUGCGCCGUCGUCGCACUGAUGGCCGCGGUAGCACAUGCCUACCCCGAGUACGUCAACUGCGGCGAAGAGCUUAGAAUUGGCCAGCGCUGGAUGGGCAAGGACUCAGAGGCGUCGACACUCACCAUCGCACUGACGGACGCCGCAACAAAUGCGCCCAUAGCCUGCGGUUCUACCGUAGCCUCAGGCACGCGCGUGCGAGCGACCAUUGCCAACUUAGACGGCGGCGAGCAGUACGUCGUCGAGGCGACAGGAGGCGUCUCGUACGGCAACUACUGCUCCGAGAAUACGCGCGCGAAUGACCAACCGCUGGAGUUCGACGUGCUCGAUACCGUUUCGGUGAUUGGAGCCCACGCGCCGACGUAUGGCACGGUCUACGUCACAGAUGCUUGCAGUGUCACGGGCGUGGGACCCGCGCCGACGCCGCGGCCGUCGAUCACGAAACGACCCACGGUGCAGCCGACGCCGUACUGUUCAUCUGAAAGAGAUUUUGACUUCGCCUACGCCUUGGACGGUGGUCUUACAUUGCAUUGGACCCUGGAAGAAGAUCGCGUGCGGGCCGCUUUGGUAACCGAGGGGGGCUGGGCCGCUAUCGGAUGGGGCUCCGACGGUUUAAUGAAUGGGGCCGAGUGCGUCAUUGGUGAGCCCAAUCAAUUACCCCAGAAGUAUGUUCUGAGAGGCUAUAAACGCGAGGACGUCGAGACGGUAUCAAGCCAGACGCUCGAAGACGCUUCUACAGACGUAGAGGAGGACGGCACCGUCGUCUACGCCUUCACGAAAUUACUACAAGAGCCCGGCGAGAAGGCCGUGACGUCGCCGUUCGUCUGGGCCCACGGCUCCGGCUCAUUGGGAUACCACGGUAGCAGAGCGGGCGCUCUGGAGCUAAACCUCGAGACCUGCGAGGCCUCCUCCAUAAAAACGGAGACCGUCUCCGCUUCGCUGAUAAAGAUCCACGGCGGCCUCUUCCUCGUCGCGUUUUCUGUAGCGAUGCCGGCGGCGCUCGUGGCGGCGCGCGGGCGGUCGUGGCUCGGGCCCGUCUGGAUCAAGCUCCACAUGUAUUUGUUGCUGCUCUGCGUCCUCCUAGCUUUGAUUGGCUUCAUUGUGGUCUUCACUGCAUUGGAGGACGCGGACAGGGACCAUUUUCGCGGAAGGCAUCAAAGAAUAGGGCUCUCCACAUUAUGUUUUCUGCUGGCGAAUGUGGUGAUGGGAUUACUGAGACCGGGCAAGGAGGGCAGGUACCGCAAGCAUUUUAAUAUUGUGCAUGCGUUCCUGGGCGUCGGGGUCUUUGUGCUCUCCGUGUUUGCUACGAGAUCGGGGGCCACAAAGGCCGAGAAUCUCCAGUAUUUUCGUGAGAAGCCCUGGGUCGUGGCGCAGGCGGCGCUGCUGGGCGGGUUCGGGGCGCUGUGGUUGUUGGCGUGGGCGCGGGCGGCGCGGCCUCCCCUUGAAAAGGAGGUGGCCGAGAAGGAGGAGUCGAAGCGCGAGGCGGCCGAGGAGUGA